AUGUCACGAGUUAAAGACCUGCUGGUAAAGCUUGGAGCUGUAUGCCAAAGAUCAUACAGCAGCGUUCAGGCGUGGGGCGCUGACGCAUCGAGCAGUUCCAGCUGCUUUUUCCGGAGCAUCGCCUCCUCAUCAAGCGCACCCUGGCGGACCUGCAGCUUACAACACACGCAGAUGAGCUGGUCCAACCCAUUCCUCGACGGCUCUUUAUAUAGAUCAUUUGCCAGCCAGCGACCUCCGCAGCAGCCACCACAGCUUGGCAGUGGGACACGCCCCAGCCCACCCAACUACUACGUGAGCCUCGGAAAUUUGCGAGACAACCCUGGAGCUACGCGGCAGCGCAUCCGCGUGGGCCGUGGUGAUGCCGGCAGGAGGAACAAGUACGCGGGCCGCGGCAUGAAGGGCCAGAAGUCUAGAGGUGGGCCCCACAUGCUGUUCGACGGUGGCCAGCUGGGUCUGCUCAAGUUCCCUGUGACGCGGCAGCGACCCAACUACGAGGUCUUGUACUACCAGCUUGGCCUCAGUCGGGUGUUGGAGUACGUGCAGCUGGGGUUGCUGGAUUCCAGCCGUACAAUCACCAUGAAGGAUCUAUACGACACGGGCUGCGUGACCAGCAAGAUCAAGUACGGCGUCCUCCUGUACGGCAAGGCGCGGCUCACAUUUCCCCUGGACAUUCAGGUAACCGCGUGCAAUCUGGACACGAGAGGCUGUGUGGAGUCCGCGGGAGGUCGCAUCACCAGGGUUUAUUACACGAUGGAGGGCCUGGGGGCGAUCCUGCAUCCCGAGACGUAUACCAGCCGCCGCCUGCCGCUGCCGCUUCCCGCCGCUGGCUGGCAUCCCAAGCACGACAAGAAAUUUGACGCCAUUGGGCAGAUCCCGCCGGCGGUUCGGCACAACGUGCUUGCACUGGCGCCCACGCCGCCGGUGCCGAUGUCGACUACCGCGAGUCCCCCUGCUGCUGCCACCGCCGCUAAGGCGUGA
Molecule: messenger RNA, 978 nt
Organism: Volvox carteri f. nagariensis
Lineage: Eukaryota; Viridiplantae; Chlorophyta; Chlorophyceae; Chlamydomonadales; Volvocaceae
Exons: 7
Coding region: 1-978 (325 amino acids)
Biological process (GO): translation
Cellular component (GO): mitochondrial large ribosomal subunit
Molecular function (GO): structural constituent of ribosome
Source: RefSeq, a predicted model, not a curated record